AUGGAUCCUGUCUUUCUCUCUGCUGGUUUUGUGGCUCUAGCGAUUGUCUAUGGGGUAUACCGUCGUUACACUCGUAUCUCUUUGGCAGGCGUCCCUGGCCCAGAGCCUGCAUCAUUUAUCAUGGGGAAUCUGAAAGAACUCUACCAAGGUCAGGCAGCGGAGGCUGACUUCAAGUGGCAAGCUAAGUAUGGGAAUAUUGUUCGUUUCAAGGGCUCUUUUGGCGAAGACCAAUUGAUGGUUUCCGAUCCAGCCGCCCUACAAUACAUGUUUUCAAAGUCAGGCUAUCGGUUUCCAAAACCACCCGAGCGCCGCGUCGUUUCCAAGAUGAUCAACGGAAAAGGAGUUACUUGGGCACAUGGCGACGAUCACAGACGACACAGAAAAAUAAUGGUCCCUGGAUUCAGCACAUCAGCAUCCAAAGCCUUCUUACUUUCAUUCAAGAACUGCGCCGAGUCUGUAGGCAUCAAAGUCACUCAAUUACCCUCGACACCCAUGAGCAACGAAUGGAUGGAGAUCAUUAGUAACUCGGGGGGAUCAGCGGUAUUCAAUGUUUCUUUAGGGCUGUCCCGCGCAACUUUGGAUGCUAUCGGCGAAGCUGCUUUUGAUAUCCGCUUUAGCUCCAUUGACAUAAACGAAAGCGCCCAGGCUCUUGCGCGCUCAUACAAUAGUGUAAUGAGUGACGUAUUUGGAUCUCCGUCAGAUGGGCAGAUACUCUUCCGGGAGCUCUCAAAGUAUAUCCCAGCUCAGAUUCUCGACUACAUCCAAGAGGUGGACAAAAGCCCACGUAUCACGCGCAUUCGAGAGAUGGGUAACAUGGCAACAUCUGUUGCAAAGCAGUUGGUGGAAGAAAAGGCAGAGAUGCUAUUGCAGGGCAAGGGCAACCGAGAUAUAUUUAGCCUACUUGUCAAAGCCAAUAUGGAUACAGAUGCAAAGGAAAAGUUAACGGAAGAGGAAUUGUUUGCUCAGAUGCGCACUAUCCUCUUUGCAGGUCACGAUACAACCUCGAACACUAUCAGUUGGGCGCUUCUCGAGCUGGCCAAACAGCCCAAGAUCCAAUCCCGUCUUCGAGAAGAGAUAUGGGAAACAGAAGCUGCUGUGCAUGCACGCGGGGAUGCCAAUUUCACGAUAGCUGAUUUUGACGCUAUGCCAUAUACUACUGCUGUGAUGAAAGAAGUUCUGAGAUUUUCUUGUAUCGUAUAUCAUACGUACAGAUGCGCCAGUCAAGAUGACGUCCUUCCGUUGUCACAGCCGAUCACCACGCGAUCUGGGGACGUCAUCCAUGAGCUACCGAUCCCGAAGGGUACCCGGAUUGUCGCAUCAAUUGCAGCAUACAACCGAAACAAGGAGCUUUGGGGCGAGGAUGCACACGUAUUCAACCCGGAUAGAUGGCUCAAUGGAACAGCGAAGGAGAAGAAGGUGACGUCAAUUGGGGUGUACUCCAAUCUGAUGACAUUCAUCGGAGGAGCGAGGUCGUGUAUUGGAUGGCGCUUUGCGGUGAUCGAAAUUCAAGUAUUUCUUACGGAGAUAAUAGGAAAGUUCGAGUUCGCCACAAGCGACAAAACCGAACGUAUUCGGCGGGAGGCUUGCUUGGUGAUGGCUCCAAUAGUAGAAGGUGAAGUUGAGAAGGGGGUUCAACUGCCGUUGAGGGUUUCACUGGCACCACGCACUGGUAAGGGAUGCUAA
Molecule: messenger RNA, 1683 nt
Organism: Suillus bovinus
Lineage: Eukaryota; Fungi; Basidiomycota; Agaricomycetes; Boletales; Suillaceae
Product: cytochrome P450
Exons: 13
Coding region: 1-1683 (560 amino acids)
Molecular function (GO): heme binding; iron ion binding; oxidoreductase activity, acting on paired donors, with incorporation or reduction of molecular oxygen
Source: RefSeq, a predicted model, not a curated record